This is a messenger RNA of Trypanosoma cruzi, 1653 nucleotides long. RefSeq lists its product as uncharacterized. NCBI's taxonomy places the organism in Eukaryota, Euglenozoa, Kinetoplastea, Trypanosomatida, Trypanosomatidae. Bases 1 to 1653 code for a protein of 550 amino acids. The record is from RefSeq and is a predicted model, not a curated record. The transcript has a single exon.
AUGGCUUCUGUUGGAGCCGCUGUGGUGGUGCCAAUUCUUGUAAUUUGCGCUCUGCUUCUGCUGCUGAUUCUGGCAGUGAUAUUCUACUACUUCUACCACACCCGCUUCCGCAAUGUGAAUACGAAGUACUACAUGUAUCCAGGCUUUGCACGCCGCCGCAAAUUUGAGUUAUCAUGUAUUCCCGCACCUGGUUUAUACCAGCCUCCGCUGGAGGUGAGGUUGCAGUGCUCCCAGCAGGAGCCGUGUGACAUCCUCUUGGACGUAAAUUACGUGCCGGCGAGUAAGAUAUCAACAAUGGAUGAUACGACUGCGGAUGCUGUAAGACUUCUUGGCACGGAUGAUUGCUACAGUGAUCACUUUAUGCUUUACACCGAACCGCUGGAAUUCAUAGAAGCCGGUAGGUACAUGCUAUAUGCUUACACUGUCUACCCCACACUACGUGUUGUGGGGUCUGUACAUCAAUUCUGCUUUGAUAUUGUGAGUGUGAACCGGGAUACUAGGUCUGGGGAGAUGCAGCAACCACCCCACGUUAGUAUCAAUGUAAAUCGUGACAGCCGAAGACAUGUAUCGAUGUCUGCUGUGGGGAACCGCGCACGACCAAUCCCACCUCGCAUCAUCCCAGAGAAGGGGGAGGUGACAACCUUCACCCCCAUCAACAUUGCCCUUAGUGAAAGCAGCACAACGCCAGAUCAGAUACGGUACAGUGUGGACGGCUCUCCCCCGUCGUUGCUUUAUACAGGACCCUUCACCCUUUCUCUUCCACCCUUCAACACGGAUGGCGGGAGCUCACGAAUACCGGUGGUGAUACGGGCGCUCACCGUCUCGACUCAAGACGGGCUGCUAACGAGUGAGACCACAGAAGCUCACCUCACUGUGUACAAAGCGGGUCAUUCCUUUUUUGAUCCGAAUAUACCGCCGCCCGUAGCCCGCGUCCGCGCCUUGGAGGCGGAGUUGUACUUUGAUGAAUCCAGACGACCGCCAAACACCAGCAUCAUCUAUCAAAUCGUGUAUGUGGGGGAGGCCAGGCAGAAGCCUAAGUUUUCCCACAGGAAGGGCAUUCUCUACGAAGGAAAGCCGGUACCAUUGAAGGAGGAUGUGGCGUUUGUGUACGCGUGGACAUUUAGGGAAGACACGCAUGGCGGCCAGUGCAUAGAGCCCCAUAUGGAUGAGAGAGGUCAUGGGAAGGCACGUAGCUCGGCUGCCGUGUAUGACUGCAAUCUUGCCAUGACGUGGAACCGAGAACCACGUGGGGAGGAUGUCGGAGGAAGGGGAAACGCACUUCCCCCACCAUGUAUAUGCAUCCGAUGCAAAGAAAUGGAUGUGUUCUUUGAAGAUCCUCCUGUGGGUGGUAUUAUUUGCUACACACUGGAUGGUACAGAGCCUGCGCAGCCAGAUUCCACCAUUACUGCAAAACAUCUGGCAGGGAUUGGCCGGAACGACACGGUACUUCUGCCCAGAGAUCACGAAAAAAUUUUAGAGUUGGGCACGCAUGUUUACAGGGAGAAUCAGCCUAUUCAUGUGACGCUGAUGAGGACGGAGCAGGUGGUUUUGACGGCUCGCACAUUUAUUCCGGUCGUAGACCUCGCGGCCAAUUCUGCCGUGACAGGGUACCGCUUUGGAGAGUGCUUUAAUCGUAGUUUUUCCACACUGUAG